AUGGAAGAACAGAAAGAAGAGGGAAAACCGGUUGUGAUCGUGGAGGGAGACGAUUUUCACAGAGAACUUAAGCCGGAGAACGUUCUGCUCGACCCCAUAGGGAACCUCAAGCUUGCUGAUUUCGGCUCUGCUGAGUGGCUUAACGAGGAUGGCUUGGUCGAAUGGGUGGUGGGUACGCCGUAUUAUGUGGCGCCGGAGGUUCUUUCGGGCAGAGAGUACAACGAGAUUUUCCAGUCUGUUUUGAGGGGAAACUUGAGGUUUUCGACGAGGAUUUUCUGGUUGGGUUCUCCAUCGGCUAAGGAUCUGUUGAGAAAGAUGAUCUGUAAGGAUUCUUCCAGAAGAUUAACUAUUGAACAGGUAACAGCCUCCAGACGUCAAACUAAUCGUGUACACAGGGAACGAAGAGCUGACCCUGAAGUUCUGGACUUGAAUCACCCGACGUCAAGAGAUCAAUCUGCAAGGUUUCCUAACCAGAGCGCACAAAUCGACGAGGAUCCUGAGCGCCGCAACCCUCGCAGUCGUCCACCUCGAGAUAACGACGCAGAAUCGGCCUCUUCAUCCUCGCAUGGCCGCACUUCGAGCAGGUAUACGAGGUCUGGCUCUGUACAGACACAGCAAGGAGGACGUUAUCGUGUACACCGAGGUGAUCUGCGUGAUCACCUCAACGCAGUUUUUAGGGCACGCUCCCGCGACCCACAUAACACUUAG
This is a messenger RNA of Cannabis sativa, 708 nucleotides long. RefSeq names its product serine/threonine-protein kinase PEPKR2-like. The coding region runs from base 1 to 708 and encodes 235 amino acids. Lineage: Eukaryota; Viridiplantae; Streptophyta; Magnoliopsida; Rosales; Cannabaceae. Gene Ontology annotation, molecular function: calcium/calmodulin-dependent protein kinase activity; calcium-dependent protein serine/threonine kinase activity; calmodulin binding. Gene Ontology annotation, biological process: peptidyl-serine phosphorylation; protein autophosphorylation; intracellular signal transduction. The transcript is spliced from 3 exons. The record is from RefSeq and is a predicted model, not a curated record. Gene Ontology annotation, cellular component: nucleus; cytoplasm.